AUGACCAGAGACGAAUUGGUAGGAAUGAUGCCGUUCCUUCACGAGAACCGCCUGGAUGGGUUGCGCACCGUGCGGAACCCUAUGCUGCACCACUCUGAUUGCUCCAAAUUGUCCGUGCAUCGUACUGCCGAUUCUCGGAAGAAUGAGAAACAAGUUGACCAAGACAAGGACAAGCAUUGA
Molecule: messenger RNA, 180 nt
Organism: Penicillium angulare
Lineage: Eukaryota; Fungi; Ascomycota; Eurotiomycetes; Eurotiales; Aspergillaceae
Exons: 2
Coding region: 1-180 (59 amino acids)
Source: RefSeq, a predicted model, not a curated record